GCUCACACAUUUUCGAUUUCUGAUUUCCGAUGUUAUUAUCUUUCCAUUAAGAAGCAUCUCAAAAUAUCUAAUAUCCAUUGAGAGAGACUAACUUCUAGUCAAACGAAACCAUUUAUCUACAAGAAUAGGAUUUUGUUCCUCCUCAAACCCUAAAAUUUUGCAGCAAUGGGCAAGACAAGUACAAGGUCCAAUUCAAAGCCCGACCGCAAGUUUGAAAAAAAGCUUCAAUUUUAUACAAAGGUGAAAGAUGCUGUUUCUUCCUUGAGUGCCCAAAAGUCUAUUGGUAAGAGCAAACAACAGAGGCGGCAGAACAAAUUGAAGACAUAUAACCUAUCUUCACUUUUAGAGUCCCUUCCUGAGUUGAAGACAUCACCGAAACCAGGUCGUGAGGAUGACUUCAAACUUAAUUGCAAAUCUAGGCAGAAGCUAGUAUUGAAGGAAGGAAAUCGAUUGUCUGCGGUUCUAAAGGAUCCUAACUUUCGAGCAGAUCCCCUGUCUGCCAUUUAUCAAUACCUACAGAACACACAACCAAUUGUUGAGGAACAACCCAAGAAAAAAGUGAACAAAAAUGGAUCCAAGAAGAAGAAGAAAUCGAAAGCCUCAACUGGACAACAGUCUAUGGAAAUGUAGUGUCUUUGUAUGGCUAUUGUAAUGAUCCGCAAUUUUCAAGAUAUUUCCAUGAUUCUAUUUUUUUCCAGAAAGCACUAAAUUACUCUAAUUAUG
This is a messenger RNA of Abrus precatorius (Indian licorice), 723 nucleotides long. RefSeq lists its product as uncharacterized. The record is from RefSeq and is a predicted model, not a curated record. NCBI's taxonomy places the organism in Eukaryota, Viridiplantae, Streptophyta, Magnoliopsida, Fabales, Fabaceae. Bases 166 to 630 code for a protein of 154 amino acids. The transcript is spliced from 5 exons. Gene Ontology annotation, cellular component: preribosome, small subunit precursor; 90S preribosome; nucleolus. Gene Ontology annotation, biological process: maturation of SSU-rRNA from tricistronic rRNA transcript (SSU-rRNA, 5.8S rRNA, LSU-rRNA).